This is a messenger RNA of Oryza brachyantha (malo sina), 2397 nucleotides long. RefSeq names its product phosphoinositide phosphatase SAC7-like. Lineage: Eukaryota; Viridiplantae; Streptophyta; Magnoliopsida; Poales; Poaceae. The record is from RefSeq and is a predicted model, not a curated record. Gene Ontology annotation, cellular component: endoplasmic reticulum. Gene Ontology annotation, molecular function: phosphatidylinositol-4-phosphate phosphatase activity. The transcript is spliced from 19 exons. Bases 229 to 2019 code for a protein of 596 amino acids. Gene Ontology annotation, biological process: phosphatidylinositol dephosphorylation.
UGCUGCCCACCAAAAAUAGGCCACCAGUGCUCCGAUUCUGUCGCGGCCAUGGACUCCAUCCAUGCUAAUUUUAUACAUCACCGCUAAUUCCAUCCCCUUCUAUGUGUCUCAGAUGCGAGUCCUCGAUCUCUGAACCAUUCCGCCCUCUCUUCAUCCCCAGCCGCCGCUGGUCCGUUCACUCUCCUCUGAUCCCAACCGCUACCGGAGUACUCUGGUGGAUAUCACACGAUGAAUGCUGCAACUGACGCAUGCCCUUCACCAAAGCUACACACAAGACUGAGGUUGUGGGAGUUUGCAGACCGCUACAUAUUUGAACCAGUUGAUGGUCUUGCUGAUUUGUUCCUGUCAGUUGAUCGGACAAAUGGGUCAAUGAAACUAGUGGAAGAGUUGCCACCUCGUUCUCCCGCUACAAAUCCUAAAGUUAGAAUAGUUUUUGGUGUGGUAGGAGUGCUCAAACUUGCAGUUCGGUCAUACUUUCUUGUGAUCACUGACCGUGACUGUGUUGGAUCCUACCUGGGGCAUGCAAUCUUCAGAUUGACAGGACUAAAAGUUCUGCCAUGCAAUAAAUCGGUUAAUGCUUCUGCUGAGCAGAAAAAAAUGGAAACAGAAUUUUCAGAACUUCUCGAUGCAGCAGAGAGGACAAUAGGCCUAUACUUCUCCUACGAUGUCAACUUAACACUGACUUCACAGAGGUUGCAUGAUCUAGGGGAUGAGUUUAAGUCGCUUCCACUUUGGAGACAGGCAGAACAAAGGUUUCUAUGGAAUAGCUUCUUGUUGGAGCCUCUAAUUGAGAAUAAACUACACCAAUACUUACUACCAGUCAUUCAAGGAAGUUUUCAGAGUAUCCAUGCAGAAGUUGGGUCAGAGAAGGUACAUGUGACCCUGAUUGCACGUAGGUGUACACGUAGGAUAGGUACUCGGAUGUGGAGGCGAGGAGCUGAUCCAGAGGGUUAUGCUGCAAAUUUUGUUGAAUCAGAGCAGAUAAUGCAAUCAAAAGAAUUUACAGCAUCCUAUGUGCAAGUUAGAGGCUCUAUGCCUUUUCUGUGGGAGCAGAUUGUUGAUUUGACAUAUAAACCUAGUUUUGAUGUUGUUAGAGUAGAGGAGGCGCCUCGUGUACUUGAGCGUCAUUUCCAUGAUUUACAAAAGAAAUAUGGAGCUGUGGUAGCCGUUGAUCUUGUCAAUACGCAUGGGGGUGAAGGCCGCCUUUAUGAAAGAUAUGCAAAAUCAAUUGAACCUAUCUUAAGUGAAGAUAUAAGAUUUGUUCAUUUCGAUUUCCACCAAAUCUGUGGUCAUAUUCACUUUGAACGUCUUUCUCAGCUCUAUGACCAAAUUGAGGAUUAUCUUAAGAAGCAUGGGUACUUCCUUUCAAAUAGUAAAAGUGAGAAAAUGAAAGGGCAGACUGGAACUGUCAGAACAAAUUGUGUCGAUUGUUUGGAUCGUACUAAUGUAACUCAGAAUAUGAUCGGGAGGAAAAUUCUGGAAAGCCAACUGCAACAAAUCGGUGUUCUUGUUGAUAACAAUACAAUCAGCGAUUAUCCAGCAUUCGAUGCAGACUACAAAGUUUUGUGGGCCAAUCAUGGAGAUGCAAUAAGCACUCAGUACUCUGGAACUCCUGCUUUGAAGGGAGACUUUGUUCGGUAUGGCAAACGAACUACACAGGGAAUUCUAAAUGAUCUAUGGAAUGCAAUGGCUAGAUAUUACCUGAAUAACUUUGCAGAUGGUACUAAACAGGAUGCCAUGGAUCUUCUUCAAGGACAUCACAUAUCGUCCGUUAGUCGGGAUAUGGCAACUCCAACCAAAGGACUUCUUGAGAAUUGCAGGUCCUUCCGCCUUGUUUUUGCUCUGCUUUUGGCAGCCAUGGUUUUCAUGAUCAUGUCACUGAAAAAAGCACGGAAUGAUGUUUUCCAUUUGGUGCUGUCACUUCUAUGGUCCGGUUUCUGCUUUGGCAUCAUGCGAUAUGUUAAAACUAACGGUCGGAAGUUCACCAACCGGCCCCGUUUUCACCUUUCGCGCCACUGAUGCAAAACUAAAGGGCCUGUCUGCAUGCUCAUGGUCGACUCACCUUAACUUGAACCUGCACUUCCCUUGUUUUAAGACUUCGCAUGUGUGGACAUCACCGGUUUUUUUUUCUCUUACUGGUUGGGAACAGCAGGAAUUGAUUGGCCUGCUGUGUAUAUAUUUAUGAAAAGAAAAUACAGGAUAUGUUACAAGAAUGUACAUCAUGAUCAAAAUCAUCAAUAGUCUAGUGUUUCAUAUGUUCUGAGCAUCAUGGCUUACUCUUUGCAAUCCACACGUGGACACAACACUGCAUGAGUAGAUCAUGGUGCACGCUUAUAAUUCAUAAUUAAACACAAGUUGUGUGUUUGUGUGAUUCCAUAUUGCAUUUCCGUUUUGCAC